Messenger RNA from Umbelopsis ramanniana AG, 714 nucleotides. RefSeq lists its product as uncharacterized. The record is from RefSeq and is a predicted model, not a curated record. The coding region runs from base 36 to 653 and encodes 205 amino acids. The transcript has 2 exons. NCBI's taxonomy places the organism in Eukaryota, Fungi, Mucoromycota, Umbelopsidomycetes, Umbelopsidales, Umbelopsidaceae. Gene Ontology annotation, molecular function: tyrosine-tRNA ligase activity; tRNA binding.
CGUUCCUUUUUGAAUCCUCUUGCUUGAAAUCCACCAUGCUGUCAACUUACCGCGUUAGCCGCACUAUACCGCAACGUCUCAACUGGCAAGCAGCUUUUUUCUCAAAGGCCAAAUACUCUACAAAGGAUGCUAGCGAGCAACCACUCAUUCAUCGGUUAAAUGUACAAAUCGGUAAAAUUGUGCAGGUGGAACGCCACCCUGAAGCAGAACACCUGUACGUUGAGAAGGUGGAUCUCGGUGAAGUUACGGAGGAAAAUACUCCAGUAACAAGAACAAUUGUCAGUGGCCUGGUCAAAUACAUGGGUAUAAACGACAUGCUUAAUAAGCAAGUCUUGGUUGUUGGUAACAUGAAGCCUAGCAAGUUUCGAGGAAUUCUGUCCCAAGGAAUGUUGUUGGCAGCGUCAAAAGGUGAUAUGGUUGAGCUGCUUGAACCAGCAUCAGGCUCGGUUGUUGGAGAGCGGGUGCAGGUGGAUGGGCUGGAUGAGCUCGCUACCCCUGAUGCAGUCCUCAAACCAAAACAAAAAGUGAUGGAGCAGGUUGCUCAAGACUUGCUGACCAGUGAGCAAUGUGUAGCAACCUGGAAAGGCAUGCCACUCAAGACAAGUGCCGGCUGGGUCCGGUGCAAGAGUAUUCAGAACGGAAACAUCUCAUAAAAUUAAAAAACAAGCAAUAGUUUAUUGUUUCAUUAGACGACAUCAUAUCUUGCAAUUAGAC